Achroia grisella is the source of this 1949-nucleotide messenger RNA. RefSeq names its product actin-related protein 8 (gene Arp8). Lineage: Eukaryota; Metazoa; Arthropoda; Insecta; Lepidoptera; Pyralidae. Gene Ontology annotation, biological process: regulation of DNA-templated transcription; double-strand break repair. The transcript has a single exon. The coding region runs from base 146 to 1840 and encodes 564 amino acids. Gene Ontology annotation, cellular component: Ino80 complex. The record is from RefSeq and is a predicted model, not a curated record.
UUUGUAAACAAAAGUUUUGAUAUAUUUUAAAAACUACUAUCUUUGAAUCUUUUAUUAUUUAUGUUACUAAUUAUUAUACAUAGAUAUUGCAGAUAUAUACAGAGAAACGCUAAUAAAACUUUUAGUUGUAUAUUCAGUUAAUAAAAUGAGUACACCGGCAUCCUAUGAUCCCGGUCCUGAACAUUUCCAGCAGUUCCCGUCCAACAGGAUUAUAGUUAUACAUCCCGGAUCACUAUAUGUGCGAAUAGGAAGAGCGUCUGACCUAUUACCAGUGAAACAAUUACACUGCAUAGCAAGAAAACGACGUCCGGGCGGUAAAAUAUAUAGGGACUCGUUCGUUCCUCCCAGCGUGCCGAAAACAAAAGAAUUAAUCGACGAAUUAGAAGAAUGCCGGCUGCAAAUAUCACACACUUUACAAACGUAUGUGCAAUCCAACGGUGCAAGGAGAUAUGCUACGCCUCCGCAACAAAUUGCUGCUUUCAAUCGUCGAUCCCUUCCUGAAUACGUGAGCGAGGGAGAACCAUGGCCUCAAGUGCAGUGCGACAUCGUUAUCGGCGAUCUAGUACUCGAUAUUGACCCGGAAUUACCAUAUAACAUACAUUUCCCAUACAAACGAGGAGAUUUUAACAUACAUUCUGAGGUAGGAGGCUCAGUUUCAUCUGUAUUAAAUGAUCUGUACACCAUAUGGAGUUCCAUUAUAGAAUAUAAGUUGGGAAUACCUCUAAUAGAGCUUGUAAAGUAUAGAUGUGUCUUGUUAAUACCCGAUAUUUACUCGCGAAGUCAUUUGAAAUCUUUAAUGUCAUUAUUAUUAAGAGAUCUAGGGUUUGGACACUGUUUCCUUGUGCAGGAAAGUGUCGGUGCAACUUUUGGUGCGGGUAUAGGCUCUGCCUGCGUCGUAGAUAUUGGGGACCAGAAAACUGCUAUAUCGUGUGUUGAAGACUGUAUUUCACAUAAAACAACUAGGUUGAGGAUGGACUACGGAGCUGGAGAUGUCUGUCAGGCUUUAUCCUGGAUGUUUCAUAAAAGUGCAUUUCCAUAUAAGAAUUGGAAUGAAAAUAUUCCCCGCGACGUUGUUCUGAUGAGGAAUUUGUAUGAAGACUUCUGUCAUGUCAACCUAGAUGUGUGUGGUCCGCAGGAGAAGAACUUCCUCGUUGAUCAUCCCGGUGAUAUCAUCAAUAAAUACACCUUACAAGUUGGUGAUGAAUGUAUUAUAUCACCUUUAUCAAUGUUUUACACUGAUCUACUAAAAAUAACGGGCCCAAAAAUGACAAAGAUACAGAAUCGCCAGCCUAGUGAUCCAGAAGACCCUUUCGAUGGUGAAUUCUUGAGGGAUACAGGGAGGAAACGUGAGACAGCCGAUCCGAGUGCAAACGAAAGUCAGCAGUGUGAAACUGCAAACGAAUCGCAGCCAACAACAAACCAAGAUGAAGAUAUUGUCGUUGACGCAUUAGAAGGUGGUCCUGCAGAUGUUGUUUCAUUAGCUCCUGGCCAGGUACUGGCCUUAGACGCAGCAAUAUUGCAAAGUAUAGACCGAUGUCCAACCGAGGAGUUGAAACGGAAGAUGUACAGUAAUAUAUUAAUAGUAGGUGGUGGAGUGAAAGUCCAUGGUCUUUAUUUGUGGCUUCAAAACCGUUUGGCGUUACAAAUCCCUUACACAUACAAGACUGAGCAGUUAGAGAUAGUAACAUCACCAAAAGACAUUGAUCCAGCUAGUACUGUGUGGAAAGGGGCUGCGGUCAUGUCAUGUUUGGAAUCAGCAAUUGAACUGUGGAUCAAUCAAAGUGAAUGGAAUAAGUUUGGGUUGAGGAUAUUGAGGGAGCGUGCUCCAUUUAUAUGGUAAUUGCUUUAGGAAACUACUGCAAUAAAUACAUUGUUAAUAUAAAUAUAGCUAUAUAAUAGUAUACAUAAUAUAUGUAAAUGCGUUUAACUUCUUUCAUUUAUUAUUGUUA